UGCCAUAGAUUCAAUUUCUCAUUAAACAAUUCCACAAGCUCUCAACCUAAACACAACCCACACAACAAGCGCAACCGACAAGGUUCCAUUUGGAUUUGGUAAUUGGGUUACCUUUGAAAACAAGCUUUCUUACUCACUCCACUCACUCACUCACUCCAAGUCCAAACAAAUCUACUAAUAAUUCACUCUCUGAUCUGAAACUUGUUUCUGAGAUGGGUUCUGUUUCUCUGAAGAUAGGAGAUGGAACCGCAAGAUUCCAGAGAGCAACACUGUGUUCUUCAGCAGUUAACAUUCUCAUGAUAUUUUCUGUUAUCACCACCAACCUCUUCGCCCUCUACGCCUUCACUUCCCCAAAACAGCCCCAUCACUUGCUCCACCACCAUGCCCACAAGAACAUUUCCCUCAUCUCUGAACAAGUCUCACUCAUCCUCAGAGAGAUCGACUUGUCCCAAAAGAAACUUGCCCAGAUGGAGAAAGAGCUUCUGGGCUACGAAAGCCUCGAUCUUUCGAGGCCCAACAUUGCCACAGAGCUCAAACUCUUCCUAACCCGCCACCAGCUCCCUCUGGGUAAGGACUCAAGAACCGGGAUCACUGAGAUGGUGCCUUCUGUGGGCCACACGUGCGAGAAAAAUUCAGACUUGCUGUCCCAGUUCAUGAGUUACAAGGCUUUUGGGCCUUGCCCUGAUGAUUGGAGUGUGGCCCAGAAGCUGAUCCUAAGAGGGUGUGAGCCCUUGCCUAGGAGGAGGUGCUUUGCCAAGACUAUUCCAAAAUCAGGUUUGUUCCCCUUUCCUGAUUCUCUUUGGAAGCCUGUUGGUAACAAGACUGUUAAUUGGAGUGGCCUUGGUUGCAAGAAUUUUGAGUGUUUGAAUGGUCGGAAGUUGAGUAGGGAAUGCAUUGGUUGCUUUGAUUUGGUCCAUGGGAAUGAGAAUGUUAGGUUUGUUAGAGCUAAGAGUAAGAAUGAUUUUGUUGUUGAUGAUGUUUUGGCCUUGGGUGGUGGAGGGGUUAGGAUAGGGCUUGACAUUGGUGGAGGGUCUGGAUCCUUUGCUGCUAGAAUGGCUGAGAGGAAUGUCACUGUGGUUACUAGUACUCUCAAUGUUGAUGCCCCCUUCAGUGAGUUCAUUGCUGCAAGGGGGCUUUUCCCUCUCUACUUGAGCUUGGAUCAUAGGUUCCCUUUCUUUGAUAAUGUGUUUGACUUGGUACAUGCUUCAAGUGGCUUGGAUGUUGGAGGGAAGAUUGAGAAGUUGGAGUUUUUGAUGUUUGAUGUUGAUAGGGUCUUGAGGGCUGGUGGCUUGUUUUGGCUGGAUAACUUCUUCUGUGCCAAUGAGGCGAAGAAACAAGCUUUGACUCGGUUGAUCGAACGAUUCGGAUAUAAGAAGUUGAAAUGGGUUGUGGGGGAGAAGGUUGAUAGUGUUGGCUCUGGCAAACCUGAAGUUGUGUUGUCUGCUGUUCUUCAGAAACCUAUUAGAGCAUAGGGGCUUGGCUUAUACAAUAAACUGCAAGAAGGAAGAAUAAUCUUGGUUCUGCUAUAUUAUAUCUCUUUCAGUUUCGCACACAAUUUGUGUGAAUGAAUUGCUUCUGGCUUCAUCAUCAAACCCGAUUAGACCUGGAAUAAGUAGAAGAAUUGUUUCCUUACCAAUUGUAAACCAGCUUUUUGAGGUGACAUAUAUUCUGUAUUUUAUUUUAAGUUCUGUUUUAUUGUAUUUCAUUCAGUAUUUCUGUAUUAGCUGUUUUGUAAUUGAUAAGUUAUUAGAAAGAUGAUAAACGAAUUACAACCUAUAAUUGUAAGGCUAUAAUUUUACUUUAUUGACUGUGAUGGAUCCAGUCAAUGAUUAAUUGGUA
Cajanus cajan (pigeon pea) is the source of this 1839-nucleotide messenger RNA. Its product is annotated as putative methyltransferase At1g29790. Gene Ontology annotation, molecular function: methyltransferase activity. The record is from RefSeq and is a predicted model, not a curated record. NCBI's taxonomy places the organism in Eukaryota, Viridiplantae, Streptophyta, Magnoliopsida, Fabales, Fabaceae.